Messenger RNA from Cimex lectularius (bed bug), 2127 nucleotides. It is a transcript of the gene Pgi, whose product is annotated as glucose-6-phosphate isomerase. Gene Ontology annotation, molecular function: monosaccharide binding; carbohydrate derivative binding; glucose-6-phosphate isomerase activity. The coding region runs from base 242 to 2056 and encodes 604 amino acids. Gene Ontology annotation, biological process: gluconeogenesis; glucose 6-phosphate metabolic process; glycolytic process. Gene Ontology annotation, cellular component: cytosol. The record is from RefSeq and is a predicted model, not a curated record. The transcript is spliced from 10 exons. NCBI's taxonomy places the organism in Eukaryota, Metazoa, Arthropoda, Insecta, Hemiptera, Cimicidae.
GUGCACGCGCUCCAUUCGACUUUCGAUGCUCCAGAUUAGUUGGAUUGGUGUUUACGUAAUGUUUUCGAAAGCAACCAUAGCCGCCGGGAGGUUAUGCAAUCACGGAGGUCACCACUCCAAUGCUGGUCGCCGAUCGGCUUGUUGAUCCCUCAGUUUGAAAAUUUUGCACUUUCGGUUCGUCCAGUCAGUUCCAAAUUUUGAGUGUUUUUAAUUGCAAAAUUUCUUUUUUUAAUAAACAACCAUGGAGUCGAAAGUGAAGCUGACAAUGGAGCCGGCGUAUCUCAAACUCCAGAAAUACUACAAUGAAAGAGGUUCAAAUAUAAAUAUGAAAGAGUUAUUUGACACAGAUCCAGAUCGUUUCACUAAAUACAGUGUGAAACUCACCACUCCGAAGGAUGGCGACAUUCUUGUGGACUUUUCGAAAAACAGGGUCACAGACAGUGUACUCGAGGCGUUGCUGGAACUUGCAAAGGCGCGCGGUGUCAGUCAGGCGUGUGCAGCUAUGUUCGCCGGUGAGAAGAUCAACACGACGGAAGACAGAGCGGUGCUCCAUACCGCGCUCAGGAACCGGUCGAAGCAGCCCGUCUACUGCGAAGGUGCGGAUGUCAUGCACGAGAUACGAGACCAGCUUGAGCACAUCAAGCUCUUCACACAAGACGUGUUGAACGGGAGGUGGAAAGGCUACAUGGGGGAUGUGAUGACCGAUGUCGUCAACAUCGGAAUCGGCGGCUCAGACCUUGGUCCUCUCAUGGUCACCGAAGCGCUUAAGCCAUACAGAAACUCUCUCAAGGUGCACUUUGUCUCAAACAUAGACGGUACCAAUCUUGCAGAGGUUCUAAAAACAGUCCAAAGAGAGACAACACUCUUCAUCAUUGCCUCAAAGACUUUCACCACUCAAGAGACCAUGACCAACGCUUUAUCAGCCAGGAAAUGGUUCCUUGAAGUUGGAGGGCUUAGGGACUUGAGACAGCACUUUGUGGCCGUUUCGACCAACAGGGGCAAAGUGAAGGAGUUCGGAAUCGAUGAGAAGAACAUGUUCGAGUUUGGAGAGUAUGUCGGAGGCCGUUAUUCAGUCUGGUCUUCCAUUGGACUGUCGGUCGCGCUGGCCAUCGGUUUUCCCAACUUCGAGCAGUUCCUAUCCGGCGCUUACUUCAUGGACAACCAUUUCAAAACUGCUGAAUUCCGUAGGAAUGUUCCUGUAUUGCUUGCGAUGAUUGGGAUAUGGUAUAACAAUUUUUACGGUUCUGAGACCCAUGCGAUACUACCUUAUGAUCAAUACCUACACAGAUUUCCUGCAUACUUCCAACAAGGAGACAUGGAAAGCAAUGGAAAAUAUGUGACUAGAAUGAAUGAAAAGGCCAACUUUCCGACUGGGCCUGUUAUUUGGGGUGAGCCAGGGACGAACGGUCAGCACGCCUUUUACCAGCUGAUCCAUCAAGGCACACGCCUCAUCCCCUGCGAUUUCAUCAUUCCGGCAUUGUCCCACAACCCACUCAGCAAUGGACAGCAUCACAGGCUUCUUGUCGCCAAUUUUCUUGCCCAAAGCGAGGCACUUAUGAAAGGGAAGACGGUCGAUGAGGUGAAAGCCGAACUUAAGUUGUGGCCUGAGGAAAAGGCAAGUAAAAUCAUUCCACAUAAAGUGUUUGAAGGAAACAGGCCGUCUAAUUCCAUCGUAGUAAAGAAAAUCACUCCUUUCACCUUAGGCGCCCUCAUAGCCAUGUAUGAGCACAAGAUUUUCGUUCAGGGUGUUGUCUGGGACAUCAACUCAUUCGACCAGUGGGGCGUGGAACUUGGUAAACAACUGGCGAAAGUGAUCGAACCAGAACUCGAAACACCGGAGGAGAUCCAGACCCAUGACUCAUCCACAAACGGUCUCAUGAAUUUCAUUAAAACACAAUGCGGCUUUUCUAUUCUUACGAGACUGCGGAAAUCUAUUUAUACAUUGUGCUAUGCCGGUGUCUAUACUACGAUGAAGAGAUUCGAGCCGGUUAACAUCGCCCUUUCGACGAGUAUGUUCCUCUUUUGGUAUCUCUACCCUCCUAAAUCAUGCUUUUGAGAGGAAACAUAAAAAAUAAUUGUUUUACAAUUGAAAAUUGUCUAAUUAAAAUACUUUGCUUUAUGUUUAUA